Adineta ricciae is the source of this 429-nucleotide messenger RNA. The record is from the annotation of a GenBank genome assembly. NCBI's taxonomy places the organism in Eukaryota, Metazoa, Rotifera, Eurotatoria, Adinetida, Adinetidae.
AUGACGACUGUUAACUAUUGGGCUGUGGCAACAUGUACAUUAAUCAAUAUAAUUUUAGGAGGUUUAUGGUAUUCUUCAUUACUUUUCGCCAAGCCAUGGGCUAAACUUAUGGGUCUCGAUUUGAACAAAAUGAAAAACGACCCAACCGUUCAAAAGAACGCCCAAAAAGGUUAUAUGAUCAGUACAGUGUGUCAUUUUAUCAUGGUCAUCGUUCUGGCACAUUUUAUUCAACAAAUACUCGGAUCGAGCUCAUGGCUUGAUGGAAUGAAAAUUGGCUUUUGCUGUUGGCUUGGCUUCGCCUUGACAAGUAUGCUACCAAACCAUAUUUUUUCGAAAAAUGACUUUUCAUGGAAACUUGCGGCUAUCAAUAUCGGUUACCCGAUGGUGGGCGCAUCAUUAGCGGGUGCAAUACUUGGAGCCUGGCGCUAA